Molecule: messenger RNA, 2735 nt
Organism: Rhipicephalus microplus (southern cattle tick)
Lineage: Eukaryota; Metazoa; Arthropoda; Arachnida; Ixodida; Ixodidae
Biological process (GO): citrate transport; transmembrane transport; succinate transport
Cellular component (GO): plasma membrane
Molecular function (GO): succinate transmembrane transporter activity; citrate transmembrane transporter activity
Source: RefSeq, a predicted model, not a curated record
GCUGGCCGCUAUACGACUAACGUUUUAUCCGAAGUCGUUGUGUCGCUUGUACAGUGAUUUAAGAAUGUGGAACUGUCGGUUGUGCAACGUUCCAGUGGCACGCGCUUGUCACUUUUGAGACUGGACGAUGAAGGAUCGGGUUAGGCCUCGCGUGAGACGUGCGCCGAAAAAAGACGUCAUUUGUCGUUAUUUUUGACGUUCCAAUGCUUGAGGUCGCAGAGAAGUGCUCCACAGUUUGGCGUCGUUUUCGCGGGGUUUGAAGCAGCGUCGUACGAAGUGCGUCUUGCCGACUCGUAAAAAAACAGCUCGCGUUAGAAGGCACAGUCGGAAACGUUUCGCUACCGACCAAGCAACAGUUUACCAUGUUCUCCUACGUGCAGCGUCGCCUGCGUAUCGGACGGCCGUGGUACAGCCGAGCGAAUCAGCGUGAUGACGCCGAGCAGACGAGAGGUCUCGGGGGCGAGUGCCUGAGGCUUUCCGUGACGACGCCGGCGCAGAUCGUCCGCGCUCGAGACGGUGCGUCCGACGAAGAUAGCGAAACCGUUCAUCGUAGAUUGUCAUCGUCCGGCAGUGAGACGCCGUCAAACGUCAUGGCGGGAAAACGUGGCGACCACCUGACGGCUACCAAGCGCGUUCUCUGGUUCCUGCGCUGCUACUGGCGGCGAAUCCUGGCACUCCUGGCGCCCGUGCUUCUCUCGCCUCUGCUCAUACUGCACGAUUCGAAGGAGACGAGAUGUGCCUACGUCAUCCUUCUCAUGGCCGUAUACUGGAUGUUCGAAGUGGUGCACCUCUCCGUGACGUCACUGCUGCCCGUCUGCCUGUUUCCUUUGUUCGGCGUCCUCGACACCGCAAGCGCAACCGCACCAUACAUGAAGGAUGCCAUCAUGAUGUACCUGGCUGGCAUGAUCAUUGCAGCUGCUGUUGAGAACUGCAACCUUCAUUACAGGAUUGCUCUCCGCAUUCUUCUGAUCAUCGGCACCAAAACUCUAUGGCUUCUGCUGGGUUUCAUGCUGACCGCCAUGUUCCUGUCUAUGUGGCUGAGCAACAUGGCGACCACACUCAUGGUUCUACCUAUCGUCGAUGCUGUCGUCGACGAAAUCUGCAAGAAAAGCUCUGAAGAGAGUCUCAGGAACGGGUCUCCAGCAAGUGGCUACACCAAUGAAGCUUUCCCAGCAAACAGCACUGAUGUGAACAUCGAAAGCUUUGAGCUCGAAACCAAAGAAGAUGCUAAAAGAGUGUCUUGCUACGAACGGUACCGGAACGCCAUGCUGCUGGGCAUCGCUUACGCUUCCAACAUCGGUGGCACGGGCUCGGUCAUCGGCACGGCUCCCAACCUGGUGCUCAUGGGGCUCGUCGAGGAGUUGUACCCGAACUCUGGUUCCUUGAGCUUCGCUACGUGGAUGAUAUACAACGUGCCCACCAUGAUUGUGUGCGUGGUCUUUGCUUGGUUCUACCUGUACUUCCAGCUAGUACCCAAAAGGAUACGUGGUAAUCACCUGAACCCAGAGUCGGUUCGAACGGCAAUCAAAAAGCGCUACAGUGAGCUCGGGUCAUUAUCGUUUCACGAAGGCGCCGUGCUGUUCAUAUUCAUCGUCAUAGUGCUGCUGUGGUUCUUCCGAGACCCGUACGUCGUCACCGGAUGGUCCUCUUUCUUCGCACUUGGCAAGAAAAUCAAAGACGCCACUCCUGCCAUGCUCCUGGUGAGCCUGCUUUUCCUGAUUCCGGCGAAACCGGUGGCGGAACCCCAGGGACCGGCUCUGCUCGAGUGGAAUGCCGUGCAGCACAAGAUCCCCUGGGGCGUGCUCCUGCUCAUGGGGGGCAGCUUCUCCAUGGCAGAGGCGUCGUCGAAAUCCGGCCUCUCGAAGAUGUUGGGCCAGUACCUGACCAGGCUAGACGUGCUCAGCCCGGUGGUGUUGGUGGCGGUUCUCUGCAUUUUCACCACUGCAGUCACCGAGAUCGCGAGCAACACGGCGACGGCCAGCGUCCUCCUGCCCAUCACUAGUUACCUCGCCCAGGCCUUGAGGAUCCAUCCGUUCUUACUCAUGAUUCCUGUCACCGUAUCGGCAUCGUUCGCCUUCAUGUUGCCCGUGGCCACGCCCCCAAACGCCAUGGUUUACGAGCAUGGAAACAUGAAACUCAAGGACAUGAUGAAAGCGGGAAUCGUGAUGAACAUAGCCUGCAUAAUCAUCGAGAUGAUUGCCAUCAACACUCUGGGCCACUGGACGUUCGGUCUUUCCAGCUUCCCAGAUUGGGCCGAGCCGCGAAAUUACACGAUCUUGACAAGUUCUCUCAAUGCCACCGUGUGACCGACUUCGUCCUAGCAGCACUGCGAGGAAGAUCAUUCCAAGUACCUAAAUGGAGAAAGUUACGCUGUGUUCAAAUAGUGUAACGCUCCACUGUCUUUGACAUUCCCAUAUCGGCUCAGAAGAUUUCUGAGGACGUUUGGGGCCGAGACUGCAUGGUUACCAGAAAGCAGACGCUUAUCACGUUGCGUCAAAGAUAUUGCUUCUUUUAUAUUCCCGAAAAAACGGGUCAUUUCACAAUUCUGACAACUGUGAUGGCAAAAGUUUCACUCCUUUUUCGCACGUAAAUCAUCAUGUUCCGGCAAGGAUGCCAAAGACUUUUACGCUAUAAUUUUAAAACAUCCCAAUUCUGAAACCAUGCCAUGCCAUGUGAAUUGCGAGACAAGCCCUUUUAGACAAUACACCUAAAUAAACAAGCAUAAAUUUCCCCAC